This is a messenger RNA of Diachasma alloeum, 938 nucleotides long. RefSeq names its product trypsin-1. NCBI's taxonomy places the organism in Eukaryota, Metazoa, Arthropoda, Insecta, Hymenoptera, Braconidae. The record is from RefSeq and is a predicted model, not a curated record. Gene Ontology annotation, biological process: proteolysis. The transcript is spliced from 7 exons. The coding region runs from base 65 to 835 and encodes 256 amino acids. Gene Ontology annotation, molecular function: serine-type endopeptidase activity.
CCGACGAGUAUAUAAAUCCAAUGACAAAUUAAUUGACGCAGCGGAUGAAUUGGGAGGAUCAAUCAUGAAGACACUUUUGGCACUCGUCGGCUUGGCGGCACUUUCUCAUGGGCACAUUUUACCGGAAUCUUUGGAAACGUCUCGCAUUGUGAAUGGAGUGGACGUCGAAGUGGGAGAAAUUCCGUAUCAGGUUUCCCUCCAAGAAAGAGCGAGUAGCUUCCACUUCUGUGGAGGUUCCAUCCUCAACAAGAAAUACAUCAUCACAGCUGCGCACUGCGUCAAAGGGAAAUCUCCAUCUUCAAUCAAAGUGAUCUCGGCAACAGUUGAAUUAUCAGCGCCAGUAACAACCCAUUUGGUUGAAAAAAUCAUAGUCCACGAAGGAUACAAUGCUGCUGACUCCUGGAAGAAUGACAUUGCCCUCCUCAGGGUGAAGGGGCAAUUCGUCGUCAGUUCGACCCUGAAUUUCGUUCCACUGCCGAGUCUGGAGAUGGUGGUUCCUGCGGAUUCACCUGCCAUUGUGUCAGGCUGGGGAAAUCUCAGGCAAGGAGGACCCAGUCCCAAUCACCUUCAGAAGGCUAAAAUUCUCAUUGCUGACCAGAAAUACUGCAAGAGGCGAUAUGCCCCAGGAAAUACUGUUCACGAUACUCAUAUUUGUGCUCACGAUCCAGUUGAAGAAACGGGUUCAUGCAACGGCGACUCUGGCGGUCCUUUGACGGUGAGAGGUAAACUCGUCGGGCUCGUAUCGUGGGCCAUGGGCUGCGCUCUGACGAACUACCCAACAGUGUACACCAGAGUCCCGAAGUUCGUUGAUUGGAUAAAGGCUCAUGCUGUCUAAAUUCCUGAUUGAAUCCUCGAAAGUUGUAAUUCAUCAAAAAUCCGAUCGAUUCAUUGCAUUAUUCCUGUAUAUUAUUGAGAUAAAAGUUAAUGAAAGUGAGAAA